Bufo bufo (common toad) is the source of this 1309-nucleotide messenger RNA. Its product is annotated as queuosine salvage protein-like. Bases 155 to 1180 code for a protein of 341 amino acids. The record is from RefSeq and is a predicted model, not a curated record. Lineage: Eukaryota; Metazoa; Chordata; Amphibia; Anura; Bufonidae. The transcript is spliced from 5 exons.
UUGUAACGCUCAUUCGUUUAUUCCAAAGUAACUGAUUUUGUCCAGUAGCAUAUGACGUGUGCAGUCACGUGCCAAGUUUCCUGCUUAUAUACAAGUUCUUUUCUGCUGCGACAGUCACACAUUGUUCCUGCAAGGCGAAGGACAGUAAAUCAGAAUGGCAGCUCCACUUGGACCCAGAGAGACUGGCAAGUUCAUCACUGAAAACAGCAAGAAUGUGUUUGUGGACAUGGAGGGUGUGCACUCCCUCGCUGAGAAGCUCUUUGAGAAGAUUGAUCGUAAGGAGCUCACCUUGAAGGGAUGGAAAUUCCUCCAUGAAUUAAACCCACAGGGCUCUGGGGAAGAUGCUGUCAACUGGGUGUUUUUUGCAGACACUUUGAACUUCUCCUUCUGGUCAGAAAAUCAAGAUAAGAAGUACUUGGUCAAGUACAAAGGAAAGGAGUAUAGUGGCUACUGGUCAUUUUGUGCUGCCAUAAAUCGUUCCUUGGAUGAAGGAAUUCCAAUCACUACGCCAUCAUAUUAUUCCACUGUAUCACUGGACCAGCUAAAGUAUGUUUUCCGUUCUGACACGGAUGUUCCAAUCACUAUGAUUGAAACUCGUCUUGAGAUCCUUCAUCAGACUGGAAAGAUCCUGAUGGAAAAGUUUGGAGGCUCUUUUCUGAACUGUGUAAAGAAGAGUGAAAGAAGUGCAGUGAAACUCUUGCAGCUGGUGAUAGAGAACUUUCCAUCCUACAGAGAUGAAGCAGUCUACCAGGGUAAGAAGGUGGCCUUCUAUAAGCGUGCUCAGAUCCUUGUGGGAGACACCUGGGCAGUACUAGAAGGAAAAGACGAGGGCUCCUUCCAUGACAUCGACAAAAUAACCAUGUUUGCUGACUAUCGAGUUCCUCAAACUUUGCUUCACUUUGGAGUCAUUAGAUAUUCGGAAGAGCUAGUGAAAAAGCUAAAAGAAGGUUGGUUGUUUCAGAAUGGAGAUCGGGAGGAGAUGGAGAUCAGGGGCUGCUCUAUCUGGGCUGUGGAGCUGAUUUAUGAGCAUGUGCAGGAACUAUUCAAAAAGAAGGGAGGAAAAAUAAGCCAUGAAGUCAAUCCUAUACUCCUCAAUAACUUUUUGUGGGACUUUGCACGUGACAACAGAAAGGCUGUAGAUGUUGUACCCUUUCACAGAGUGCGCUGCAUCUAUUACUAGUGGCUUUUAUGCUGCUUACAACAUGCUGUAAUAACAUACUUGGGGAUACAAAGUUUAUAUGAUGACGCAAAGGCUUUUUUUUUACUUAUAUUUGCAUAUGAUUUGUAAGUAAAUAAAUAAUUUCCAAUA